AUGGCACCCUCAACACCGACAACGGGGCCUUCGUCCCGACUUCUCUCCAUGAAAUUCAUGCAGCGAGGUGCCGCGACCGCCGAUUCUGUUCCCUCCUCCGAAGACGGCUCUUCGAAGCGUCGCAAGCUCUCCCACCAGGCGAGCAAGACCCCGACCCGCGGUGCCGCUGCCGAUACCGAAGUCGACCUCUUCUCCCAAGACAAGAUCAAGGCUGCCGUCGAGGAGCUCGAGGCGAAGCGCAAGGCUGCCGUUGAGAAGCGCGCGGCCGAGCUAUCAGACUCCCACUGGGUUCUCGAUAUGCCGACGGGGACAAAGGGCGGCGCAGCGGCCGGCGCGGGGGCCAAGGCACCGCUGAGGGUGGUUUACGUAGGGUAUGGCGAGAUUGACCGGGCAGGUGGAGACUCGGAUGAGGAGGAGGCUCAGGAUGACGUGCAAACUGGGCGCAGAAUCACGGGGAACUACAAGCGCAAGGAAGACAAAGCGCCGCCCAAGGACGCGCAAAGUGGCUCAUCGGGAGGUGACAGUGAUUCUGACGAGGAAGGAGAAAUAUCAGACGAUUCGGAUGAAUCGCAGAGUCCAGCUCCCAAAGCGAAGGACGUAAAGAAGAAGAAUGGUAAAUUUGGCAAAACGGCCGGGCAGUCAGAGAAGAAGAAGAAGCCAGCUAAGCCGGGAAGGUUAGUGUCCAUCUCCGCCGGCGGUGGGAUCUCGCAAGGCGGUGGCGGUGGUGCCCUUUCCCGGCAGGCCAUGGAGUGCUAUUCGUGCAAUGGACUAGGCCACAGGUCGUCCAAUUGCCCUAACAAAGGGCGCAAACGUCGUGCCGCUCCCUACUAA
Parascedosporium putredinis is the source of this 831-nucleotide messenger RNA. NCBI's taxonomy places the organism in Eukaryota, Fungi, Ascomycota, Sordariomycetes, Microascales, Microascaceae. The record is from the annotation of a GenBank genome assembly.